AUGGCAUCCAAGCCGUUCGAGCCAAACGUGUUUUUAAAAUUGAAGAAGUGUAUCGCGGGGCUACGUAAAAGUAUAGCAUUCCUGAAGGAGUGUUUACAUCUUGGGCUAACUCCUGUUAGUCAUAAAGUGGUGGUAAAUGAAAAAGUGCCAUCGAAAUUGGUGAAGAAACUCGAAAGUGGUUUCAUAAAAGACAGUGUUGAGAAGUUGUAUGCACAACUUAACAUCAAAACGUUGAAGUGCUACGCAUUGCAUUUGAAGCUGGCCAGGGACUACCCGAUCGAGUUCCCUGCGUUUCUGACGAAGGUCAAGGUGGCGGAAAAGUGCGAGGAAAGGCGUAAGGAAAGGGUGCUACGGAAUAAGUUGGAGCUACUGAAGGCAAGGCAGCCGCCACGGAACUACGAGAAACCCAGCGUGGCGGUACUGGAUGAUCGAUCUACUCAACAAAGGUCUAAACUACGCGGUGUCGAGGAAACCAAGGACCAGAUAAUCAUCGAUGUAGAGACGGCUAUUAGGUCCAGUAAGCUGUCCACGGCCCAGAAGGAUUGCGCCAGAGCCGAAGUGGCAGAUGUCUUGAGAAAGGGCAUCAAUGGGAAAUCCAACGUCGAGGAAAUCCAGAUAGCGAAAGAACUUAGGAGAAAGGAGGUGUUCUACGUCAAGGCGGACAAGGGAAAUUCGGUGGUCAUCAUGGACAAAACGGAUUACAACGGAUUGAUGCAGGCCAAAAUCGAUGAAGGACCGUAUCGAGUUCGAAGAGAGGACCCGCUACCGGAGAUGGUUAAGGAGGUGGAAAAAACGCUGAAGGACUGUGGACCGAUCUUAGGGUUUGCGCCGGGCGCCCUGAAAGUGUCUGCCCCAAUCGUCCUUAGAAUCAAAGGCCUACCGAAGAUUCACAAACCAGGGAAUGAGAUGAGGGAGAUAAUUUCGGGAGUGAACGCGCCCACUGAAGAAGUGGCGAAGUGGCUACUGAACGAGUUUAAAAGGAUGCCAAAACCUUUCAAAACGAGAUCGGUGACCAACACCUUAGAGUUCGUGAACAGACUGCAGGCGUCGGGAGGCAUAGAAGAGGACGAGGUCAUGGUUUCCUUUGAUGUUUCAGCUUUGUUCCCAAGUGUUCCCGUUAAAGAAGCUUCUAAUCUGCUAGAAGAUUGGUUGCUUCAACAACACAAUGGGAGCACUUGGAAACUCAAAGUUAGAAACUACAAGAAAUUGGUGGACUUGUGGUAUAAAACUACUUCAGUCCAGUGCAUAGGGCCAUCCGGUAGCCUGAGGAACGAUUUCAGCCCCAAGGUUUUGAUUCUACAGGGUGUGCCCUAG
This is a messenger RNA of Uranotaenia lowii, 1314 nucleotides long. RefSeq lists its product as uncharacterized. NCBI's taxonomy places the organism in Eukaryota, Metazoa, Arthropoda, Insecta, Diptera, Culicidae. The transcript is spliced from 3 exons. Bases 1 to 1314 code for a protein of 437 amino acids. The record is from RefSeq and is a predicted model, not a curated record.